AUGGUUUCCAUCAAGCAAGUUUCGAUCAUUUCGACCCUCCUUUUUGGCCUCGGCCAACAGGUGGUCGCCGACUCUUUCGACGACAACGAGCUUGCCGCCCGUGGCGAGAACGAUGUCUCCGAUGGCGGCUACCUCUUCGAGACACGCGACGUCCUCGAUGAUGAACUUGACACCCGCGACCUCCUUGAGGAGGAGCUGGAAAUCCGCGACGACGAGGAUCUCGAGGCCCGAGGCGUCGAGGGAGGUGAUCUGGAGACCAGGAGGAACACUCCCCCUCCUACUCCCCCACCAACCCCACCUCCCAUCGUUAUCACGCCUCCUAGCCCUCAACGCAAUGGGCGACGCCGUCGUGGUCUAGGACGACGAGGACUUGGUAAGAGGAGGAACACUCCUCCUCCUACUCCCCCUCCUACUCCCCCUCCUAUCGUCAUCACGCCUCCUAGCCCCCAGCGCAACUCCCGCUCGCGUGGCCGCCGAAGCCUCGGUAUCCGGAGGAACACUCCCCCUCCUACUCCUCCUCCUACUCCUCCUCCUAUCGUCAUCACGCCUCCUAGCCCCCAGCGCAACUCUCGCUCACGCGGCCGCCGAAGCCUCGGUAUCCGGAGGAACACUCCCCCUCCUACUCCUCCUCCUACUCCUCCUCCUAUCGUCAUCACGCCUCCCAGCCCCCAGCGCAACUCCCGCUCGCGUGGCCGCCGAAGCCUCGGUAUCCGGAGGAACACUCCCCCUCCCACUCCUCCUCCCACUCCUCCUCCUAUCGUCAUCACACCUCCCAGCCCCCAGCGCAACUCUCGCUCGCGCGGCCGCCGAAGUGUCUACGGAGAUAUUGAGAAGAGAAGGAACACUCCUCCUCCCACUCCUCCUCCUACCCCUCCUCCUAUCGUCAUCACGCCUCCUAGCCCCCAGCGUAACUCUCGCUCGCGCGGCCGCCGAAGCGUCUACGGAGACAUUGAGAAGAGGAGGAACACUCCCCCUCCCACUCCUCCUCCUACCCCCCUCCUAUCCGCAAUGCUCGCAACCGCGGUCGCCGCUAAAGCCUCGGGCCGUGAAGUGUCGCGAGGGUUCUGGAGUGAUCUUGGGGAAGCAGGGCUAUGA
Clonostachys solani is the source of this 1095-nucleotide messenger RNA. The record is from the annotation of a GenBank genome assembly. NCBI's taxonomy places the organism in Eukaryota, Fungi, Ascomycota, Sordariomycetes, Hypocreales, Bionectriaceae.